AUGCAUCUUCACAGUCUAAUCCGCUUGGCCGGAGCACUGGCCUGCUGUCCUGUGACGACAGCCAUACCCUACCAGGAGUACAUUCUCGCCCCCGAGUCGAGGAUCCUGCAGCCCGUGUCCGUCAAUAGUCUCAAUGGGACCGUUCGAAACGCGGACGCACUGCUGGAUGGCGGCCGUGGCAUGGCGUCACUUUAUGGCCGAAGCUCUGUUACAUGCGACUUUGGGAAGAAUAUAGGGGGACUCGUGUCAAUUGACGUCGCCGGUCUGGUCGGAGAGCCGGCAGACCCCAAAGUCGGCAUCACUUUCUCCGAGUCAUCGCAGUUCAUCAGCGCCGAGUCGAGUGACGGGCAAUCGGAUGGUGGUCGUGGGGAGAAGGUGUUUCUAAACGUCACGGAGGCAAAGGGUCGGUACACGCUCCCCAAGGACAGGAUCCGCGGCGGGUUUCGCUACCUGACGCUCUCGGUCGACUUGGAACAUGAAGAGGACAGCAUUCAGCUAUCCGGGGUUACCGUGUAUUUCACUCCCGUGCCGCAUCGAGAUCCCAGGGAUUACACGGGAUACUUCCACAGCGACGACGAGCUACUUAAUCGGAUUUGGUACGCGGGCUCGUACACCGUACAACUCAACACAAUCGAUCCCACAACCGGCGAGUCGAAUUUUGGAGGCCGCACCGCACAAGGGACAUAUACAUGGUCGCUCAACACAACCGUGUGCGAAUCCGACGCCGCGUGCCUCGUCGAUGGCGCAAAGCGAGACCGGCUCGUGUGGCCCGGCGACCUGAUGAUCCAAGCGCAGACGGUCGCCGUCUCAACGAACGACAUGGUGCCGCUACGCGACUCGAUCGAGUCGCUCUUCGUGGGCCAGCACGGGAACGGCAUGCUGCCCUAUCUCGGUUGGGACUUUCAGGGGAGAAAGCACGGCUAUGUGUCCUUUACGUACCAUCUGCACAAUUUAAUCACCCUCGCUCACUACGCGAGGUUUUCAGGGGAUACGGAGUAUUUGGCUGACAAGUGGCCGGCGUUCAAGAGAGCCAUCGAGUGGUCCCUGAGCCAUGUCGAUGCGUCCGGGUUGAUGAAUGUUACUUCGAACAGGGACUGGCUCCGAGUGGGCAUGGGCGGUCAUAAUAUUGAAGCAAACGCAAUCCUCUACUACACCCUAAAUCUCGGCUCGGAGCUCGCCCGCACUCUCAACGAUACAAUAGCCACAACGAACUGGACCGUCCACGCCGAAAGAAUCAAGCAGCAGGCAAACGCGUUACUCUGGGACGCCGAGGCAAACCUAUACACUGACAACGAGACCACGAGCCUGCACCCACAAGACGGAAACGUCUGGGCCAUCCUCUCAAAUCUGACAUACGACCACCACCAACCCUCGGCCAUCUCUUCCGCACUGCGGUCCCGAUGGGGACCUUACGGCGCACACGCCCCGGAGGCACCAGGCACAACGAUUUCACCCUUUAUAAGCGGCCUCGAGUGUGAGGCCAAUUUCCUCAUCGGGAAUGCUGUCGCGGCGCUGGACCUCAUCCGCCUCCAGUGGGGUUACAUGCUUGACGGUGAGGUGAUGACGAAUUCCACCUUUGUCGAAGGGUAUUCGACGGAUGGGAGUCUGAAUUACCAGGCUUAUAGGGAGCACUCAAGGAUAAGCCACGCUCAUGGGUGGUCGACGGCACCAACGUACCUUCUUUCGACGUAUGUUGGUGGUAUCAGGAUACUAGAGGAAGGGGGCUUGAGGUGGCGGAUGGAGCCAAUGGUCGGGGACCUGAAAAGGGUUGAGACGGGGUUUUCGACCGCAAGGGGGAGGUUCACUGUUGAUAUUAGGGCCGAUGGACUGGGGCAUAUACAGACGUCGGAGUUUUGUAGUCCUCAAUCUACGCAGGGCACGUUUUUACUACCACAGGCGGGAUGGCUGUAUCAGGGAAAAAGAAAGGUAUCCGUGCAAGCUUGGAAGCAAACGGGAAGCCUGCCUGGUGGCUGCUGGCAUUUCAAAUCUCGGGAUAGAUCAUGA
Molecule: messenger RNA, 2004 nt
Organism: Aspergillus calidoustus
Lineage: Eukaryota; Fungi; Ascomycota; Eurotiomycetes; Eurotiales; Aspergillaceae
Source: the annotation of a GenBank genome assembly